GAAACUGAUCAACAAGAGAUGGUUCCAACUAAGAAGAGCGCUGUUCUUGUGGACGGGGUCAUACUGAAUGGUCCCACCACAGAUGCAAAGGCAGGAGAAAAGUUUGUUGAAGAGGCCUGGAGGCUAAUAAUGGAAGAGGUGGUUUUAAAGGCGACAGAUGUCAAUGAGAAGGUUUGUGAAUGGCAGCCUCCUGAACAACUGAAACAGCUUCUUGACUUGGAGAUGAGAGACACAGGAGAGCCACACCACAGGCUAUUAGAACUCUGCCGGGAUGUCAUACGCUACAGUGUCAAAACUAACCAUCCAAGAUUUUUCAACCAGUUGUACGCUGGACUUGAUUAUUACUCCUUGGUGGCCCGAUUUAUGACAGAAGCAUUAAAUCCAAGUGUUUAUACAUAUGAGGUGUCCCCAGUGUUUCUGUUAGUGGAAGAAGCGGUUCUGAAGAAAAUGAUUGAAUUUAUUGGCUGGAAAGAAGGAGAUGGAAUAUUUAACCCAGGUGGCUCAGUGUCCAAUAUGUAUGCCAUGAAUUUAGCUCGAUACAAAUAUUGUCCUGAAAUCAAGGAAAAGGGACUGUCUGGGUUGCCAAGAUUAAUCCUUUUCACAUCUGCAGAGUGUCAUUACUCCAUGAAGAAGGCAGCCUCCUUCCUUGGGAUCGGUACAGAGAACACCUGCUUCGUGGAAACAGAUGGAAGAGGUAAAAUGAUACCUGAGGAACUGGAGAAGCAAAUCUGGCAAGCCAGAAAACAGGGAGCAGCACCGUUCCUUGUCUGUGCCACCUCGGGUACCACGGUGUUAGGUGCCUUUGAUCCGCUGGAUGAAAUAGCUGAUGUCUGCGAGAGGCAUGGCCUCUGGCUCCAUGUGGACGCUUCUUGGGGUGGCUCCGCUCUGAUGUCAAGGAAGCACCGCUGGCUUCUGCAGGGAAUCCACAGAGCUGAUUCUGUGGCCUGGAACCCCCACAAGAUGCUGAUGGCAGGAAUUCAGUGUUGUGCUCUCCUUGUGAAGGACAAAUCUGAUCUUCUUAAGAAAUGCUACUCUGCCAAGGCAUCUUACCUCUUCCAGCAGGAUAAAUUCUAUGAUGUCAGCUAUGACACGGGAGACAAGUCUAUUCAAUGUAGCAGGAGAGCAGAUGCAUUCAAGUUCUGGAUGACUUGGAAGGCCCUGGGCACAUUAGGCCUUGAAGAAAGAGUUAACCGUGCUCUUGCAUUAUCUAGGUACCUGGUAGAAGAAAUCAAGAAAAGAGAAGGAUUCAAGUUGCUGAUAGAACCUGAAUAUGCCAAUAUUUGCUUUUGGUAUAUUCCACCGAGCCUCCGAGAGAUGGAAGAAGGACCUGAGUUCUGGGAAAAACUUAAUUUGGUGGCCCCAGCCAUUAAGGAGAGGAUGAUGAAGAAGGGAAGCCUGAUGCUGGGCUACCAGCCCCACCGGGGGAAGGUCAACUUCUUCCGCCAGGUGGUGAUCAGCCCUCAAGUGAGCCGGGAGGACAUGGACUUCCUCCUGGAUGAGAUAGACCUGCUGGGCAGAGACAUGUAGCGGUGGCUUUUAGUCCCCCA
Molecule: messenger RNA, 1547 nt
Organism: Pipistrellus kuhlii (Kuhl's pipistrelle)
Lineage: Eukaryota; Metazoa; Chordata; Mammalia; Chiroptera; Vespertilionidae
Gene: GADL1
Product: glutamate decarboxylase like 1
Exons: 14
Coding region: 19-1527 (502 amino acids)
Biological process (GO): carboxylic acid metabolic process
Cellular component (GO): cytoplasm
Molecular function (GO): pyridoxal phosphate binding; carboxy-lyase activity
Source: RefSeq, a predicted model, not a curated record